Messenger RNA from Cyphomyrmex costatus, 459 nucleotides. RefSeq lists its product as uncharacterized. The record is from RefSeq and is a predicted model, not a curated record. The transcript has 2 exons. Lineage: Eukaryota; Metazoa; Arthropoda; Insecta; Hymenoptera; Formicidae. The coding region runs from base 1 to 459 and encodes 152 amino acids.
AUGUCUGAUUUUGCUGAGCAGAGAAGUGCCAUUAAAUUUUGUUUGCGGAAUGAAAUUUCGGCUGCGGAACCGUUCAGAAUGUUGCAGAAGGCCUUCGACUUCAAAGAAGGCAGAGAACGUGUUGAUGACUUGGAACGCCCCGGACGACCAUCAACGUCAACUGAUGAGCAACACGUCAAGAAAAUCAAGGAAUUAGUGCUCGAAAAUCGUCGAUUGACAAUUAGAGACCUUGUCGAUAUGGUUGGCAUUUCAAUUGGAUCAGUUCAACAAAUUUUGAAUCGUCAUUUGGGCCUUAGAAAAGUCAAAUCUCGUUUGGUGCCAAAAACACUCAAUUUCUUCGAAAAAGAGCGUCGCGUUAAAGUUUGUGAAAAGAUGAUUUCUGACUAUCAGGACGUCUACGAACGCAUUAUUACAGGAGAUGAGACCCAAGAAAACUGUCAGCAUAACCUUGAUUUUUGA